Mus pahari (shrew mouse) is the source of this 2011-nucleotide messenger RNA. It is a transcript of the gene Ifngr1, whose product is annotated as interferon gamma receptor 1. The transcript has 7 exons. NCBI's taxonomy places the organism in Eukaryota, Metazoa, Chordata, Mammalia, Rodentia, Muridae. Gene Ontology annotation, molecular function: cytokine binding; cytokine receptor activity. Gene Ontology annotation, cellular component: membrane. The record is from RefSeq and is a predicted model, not a curated record. Gene Ontology annotation, biological process: type II interferon-mediated signaling pathway. The coding region runs from base 92 to 1564 and encodes 490 amino acids.
CGGACUUGGCGACCUAGUGUGCGGCGGACGUGACGCCAGGCCGGGCCACGGGCAGCGCGGGUCCCCUGUCCGAGGUGUCCCUCGCGCAGGAAUGGGCCCGCAGGCGGCAGCUGGCAGGAUGAUUCUGCUGGUGGUCCUGAUGCUGUCUGCGAAGGCCGGGAGUGGAGCUUGGGCGAGCACGGAGGAUCCUGAGCCGCCCUCGGUGCCUGUCCCGACGAAUGUUCUAAUUAAGUCUUAUAACUUGAACCCUAUCGUAUGCUGGGAAUACCAGAACAUGUCACAGACUCCUGUUUUUACUGUACAGGUAAAGAUGUACCCGGAUACCUGGACUGAUUCCUGCAUCAACAUUUCUGAUCAAUGUUGUAACAUCUAUGAGCAAAUUAUGUACCCUGAUGUAUCUGCCUGGGCCAGAGUUAAAGCUAAGGUUGGACAAAAAGAAUCUGACUAUGCACGGUCAGAAGAGUUCCUUAUGUGCCGAAAGGGAAAGGUCGGACCCCCUGGCCUGGAGAUCAGGAGGAAGGAAGAGCAGCUCACUGUCCUCGUAUUUCACCCCGAGGUCGUUGUGAAUGAAGAGAGCCAGGGAACCAUGUUUGGUGACGGAAGCACCUGUUACACAUUCGACUAUACUGUGUAUGUGGAGCAUAACAGGAGCGGGGAGAUCCUACAUACACAGCAUACGGUCGAAAAAGAAGAUUGUAAUGAAACUCUGUGUGAGUUAAACAUCUCAGUAUCCACACUGAAUUCCAGAUACUGUGUUUCAGUAGAUGGACUCUCGUCUUUCUGGCAAGUUAGAACAGAAAAAUCAAAAGACGUCUGUAUCCCCCUUUUCCAUGAGGAUGAAAAAGAUUCAAUCUGGAUUCUGGUCGUUGCUCCUCUUAUCGUCUUUACAGUAGUUAUCCUGGUAUUUGCAUGUUGGUAUAUUAAGAAGAAUUCAUUCAAGAGAAAAAGCAUAAUGUUACCCAAGUCCUUGCUCUCUGUGGUCAUAAGUGCCAAGUCGGAGACAAAGCCUGAAUCAAAGUAUUCACUUGUCAUACCGUGCCAGCCAUCUGUCCUAGAGAAUGAGACGGUGAUCUGUGAAGAGCGCUUGUCCACAGUGACAGCUCCAGACAGCCUGGAAGCAGCAGAACAGGAAGAACUCUCAAAAGAAACAAAGGCUACUGCUGCUGGAGGAAGCACUUCUGCCAUGACCCCAGACAGCCCUCCAACUCCGAUACAAAGAGGCAGCUUUUCCCUGUUAAGUAGUAACCAGUCAGGCCCUUGUAGCCUCACCACCUAUCACUCCAGAAAUGGCUCUGACAGUGGUCUCGUGGGAUCGGGCAGCUCCAUAUCUGACUCGGAAUUUCUCCCAAACAACAACUCGGAAACAAAGAUGGCAGAGCACGACCCUCCGCCCGUGAGAACGGCCCCCACGUCCUCCGGUUAUGAUAAACCGCACAUGUUGGUGGACGUGCUUGUGGAUGGUGGGGGGAAGGAGUCCCUGAUUGGGUAUAGACUCACAGGAGAUGUCCAGGAACUGUCCCAAGGUCUCCCGAGUCCUGCUGGUGGUGAAGGAACUGACUUUUAAGGCAGUUUUUCUGCUCUAAUUUCAUGAAAGAAACUAUACGUUAGCUAAUACUAACCACAUAGAAUAUCAGACUUAGAUACGUGAAUAAGGAACCUGUGGGCACCUCUGGAUCCACUCUGCAAACGCCAAGACUAUCAAAGGAAUGCAUUGCCGCUCUGGCUCCUCCCUGGGUGGGCUAGCAGCUGUGAGUUUGCCUCUGCUAAGCCUUGAUUCCCACAGCCGCCGCUCCUCCACCCUGGUCAUCUCACAGGACAGGGUGGACCGUUUUUUUUUCACACACCUUUGUAUCUGUAAGUUCAUGUAUAUAAUAUGUUUACAUGUUUCACUUUGAACAGACAGCUGAAAGCUACUCAAAACCCGACGUAAGUCUAUGAUAGAAUGUGAUAGAACACAUUUGUGGGAAUUUGUACAUAUUUUUUUAUGGAGCAUUACUUAUGAUUUUUUUUU